Molecule: messenger RNA, 4684 nt
Organism: Suncus etruscus (white-toothed pygmy shrew)
Lineage: Eukaryota; Metazoa; Chordata; Mammalia; Eulipotyphla; Soricidae
Gene: CCDC88B
Product: coiled-coil domain containing 88B
Exons: 27
Coding region: 1-4311 (1436 amino acids)
Biological process (GO): cytoskeleton-dependent intracellular transport; cytoplasmic microtubule organization
Cellular component (GO): centrosome; cytoplasm
Molecular function (GO): microtubule binding; dynein light intermediate chain binding
Source: RefSeq, a predicted model, not a curated record
AUGAGUGGGGACAAGGGGCCCCGACUCAGGGACUUUCUGAAAGGGAGCCUGGCCAGAUGGGCCCUGGGACUGGCCUGUCUUGUGGGGGAGGCAGAGGAACCGGAGGAGCGAGAUGGGGAAGAAGAAGAAGGGGAGGGACGCCCUGGCUGGGAGAAAAGCUUCUUUCGCCUCAGUGAUGGGGCGCUGCUCCUUCGGGUGCUGGGCAUCAUUGCCCCCAGUUCCCGCGGGAGACCUCCUGGGGUCAGGGACCAUGAAGACCCCAUUGCCUGGCGGGUGCGCAACCUCAGUCACCUGUGGGGACGUCUGCGGGACUUCUACCAGGAGGAGCUGCAACUGCUGGUCCUGCGGCCUCCCCCAGAUCUCCAGAACCUGGGGUUCGACCCCUUCUCAGAGGAGGCAAUGGAGACACUGGAAGGUGUCCUACGGCUGCUUCUGGGGGCUGCAGUGCAGUGUGAGCACCGGGAACUCUUCAUCAGACACAUCCAGGGCCUCAGUUUGGAGGUGCAGAGUGAGCUGGCAGCUGCCAUCCAGGAGGUGACCCAGCCCGGAACUGGGGAGGUGCUGGCGCUUGCUGGGCCAGAACCCGGGGAGCUGGCAGCCCCGGAGCUGGAGCUGCUGUCCCGGAGUCUGAUGGGGACGUUGCUGAGGCUGGCAAGAGAGCGUGACCUGGGCGCUCAGAGGCUUGCAGAACUGCUGCUGGAGCACAAAGAGCGUGAAUCAGCCCUCUUAUUGCCAGAGGUUCCUGCUAGGACUCCCCCAGAAGGCCCCUCACACCAUCUGGCCCUGCAGCUGGCCAACACCAAGGCCCAGCUCCGACGCUUGAGGCAGGAGCUGGAGGAAAAGGCAGAGGUGCUGCUGGACUCCCAGGCAGAGGUGCAGGGCUUGGAGGCCGAAAUCCGCAAGCUCCGCCAAGAGGCCCAGGCCCUGUCGGGGCAGGCCAAGCGGGCCGAGCUGUACCGCGAGGAGGCCGAGGCGCUGCGGGAGCGGGCCGGCCGCCUGCCCCGCCUGCAGGACGAGCUGCGACGCUGCCGCGAGCGGCUGCAGGCGGCUGAGUCCUACAAGGGCCGCCUGGAGGAAGAGCAGCUGCUGUCAGAGGCAUUGGAGGCCUCCAAGGUCCUGCUGGAGGAGCAGCUGGAGGCGACAAGGGAGCGCGCAUCAAGACUGCACGAAACCCAGCGUGAGAACCUGCUGCUGCGAACGAGGCUGGGGGAGGCCCAGGCGGAGCUGGACUCUCUGAGGCACCAGGUGGAUCAGCUGGCCGAGGAGAAUGUGGAGCUGGAGCUGGAGCUUCAGCGGAGCCUGGAGCUGCCUCCCAACUCUCCUGGGGAAGCACCUCCUCUGGUUGUGGCACCCUCCCUUCACGAUGAAGUGAGGGAGGCCGAGGGGAGCCGCUUGAGAUCACUGGAACUGGAAAAUCAGCAGCUCCGAGGCCUGUUGCGGACGCUGCAUGGACAGUCUGGGGUCCCCCUGCACCCGCUGCUGACAGACUCAGAGGAGCCGGGGCUGGACACUGAACCCAAGACCUGCCUCCCUUCAGACCCCAAUUCCCAGGACUCGGGGAUCCCCGUGGAGGAAGGAACCCAGGCUUCAGACUUGGCUGCCCCAGCAUUGGACUCUGCCCUUGAGGGGUUCACCAAGUGCCCCCCAGCAUCCCAAUCAGACCCGCCCAAGCUGGAGAAGCCCCUCCAGGUGCCCACGCUGGUACCCCAGGACCCAGUUAUGUCAGCACCCCAUGAGCCAGGACCACUGAAAGAGACACAGGAGUCCCUAGAUCAAGCCAGCACUGGGGACCCCCCGCAGACCCUUGCUUCUAGGGUGCCCCAUCAGGGUCCAGAGAUCCAAGUUCAGACCCCACUGUCUCCAGAAAGAGAAACUGGGGAGUCAGGGCCCAGAGAUCCAGAGCAGGACCCACACAAGGUGCAAGAGCCCACGCUAGAGGAGGACAUCAGGGACCCCAACCCCAUGGUACCCGAACACAAGCCAGAAGGGGAUCCCCAGGCACAGGCCUUGGAGGAGCCAGUCCCAAGGGAGAUCCUGGCCGGUGGAGACUCUGAGCAGGAGCUGGAGGCCCUCCGGGAGGAGGUGGCCCAUCUUCGGAAUGAGGCUGAAACCCUGCGAGCUGCACUGGAGACCCAGGCCCGGAGGCUGGAGGCCCGGGGUGCGGAGGCUGCCCGCCUGUUAGAGGAGCUGGUGGAGGCCCAGAGGCUGGAGGCCGAGGCCCACCGGGAGGCCGAGACCCAGGCCCGGGAGCUGGGCCGGCUGCGGGAAGCGGUGGAGGCUGCUGGCCGGGAGCAGGAGGCCGCCUCUCGGGAGCGGGAGGCCUUGGCCGAGGUGCUGGCUGCUGCAGGCCGAGAGAGGAGGCAGUGGGAGCGAGAGGGGCCGAAGCUCAGGGCCCGGGCCCAGGAGGCUGAGGAGCGGCUGCAGUCGCUGGAAAAGGAGGCCGCCCGGCAUCUGGAGGAGGCUGCGAGGGAACGGAGGGAGAAACAGACGGUCAGCGAGGAGCUGGAGAAGGCCAUGCUGCGGGGCCAGGAGCUAGGUGCCCGGCUGGAGCGGCUGCAGGACGAGCUGAAACAGGCGACGCUGGAGCGCCAGGAAUUUCUGCAACAGCAAGCAAGCCAACAUCAGAGGUACCAGGGCCUAGAACAGAGGUUGCAAGCUGAACUGCAGGCAGCAGCAACUAGCAAAGAGGAGGCGCUCCGGGAGCUGAAGGACCGGGCCCUGCAGCUGGAGGAGGAACUGUUUCAGUUGCGCCAGAACUCUACGGGGCUGCGGCCCGAGGAUGCCACUGGGAGGAUCCUGGAUGUCCAGAAUGGGCGGCUCAUCGAAGUGGAGCGCAGUAAUGCCACGCUGGUGGCCGAGAAGAUGGCUCUGCAAGGGCAGCUGCAGCGUCUGGAGGGGCAGCUGGGGAGCUUGCAGGGCCGGGCUCAGGACCUGCUGCUGCAGAGCCAGAGGGCCCAGGAGCACAGCAGCCGCCUGCAGGCUGAGAAGAAUGCCCUGGAGACGCAGGGCCAGGAGCUGCAUCGGAAGCUGGGGAUGCUGGAGGAAGAGGUGCGGGCAGCACGGCAGGCCCAGGAGGAGACGCGCGGGCAGCAGCAGGCCCUGCUGCAGGAUCACGAGGCGCUGGUGCAGCUGCAGCGGCGCCAGGAGGCCGAGCUUGAGGGGCUGCUGAUCCGCCACCGGGACCUCAAGGCCAACAUGCGGGCUCUGGAGCUGGCCCACCGGGAGCUGCAGGGCCGCCACGAGCAGCUACAGGCCCAGAAGGCCAGCGUGGAGAGCCAAGAGAUGGCCCUGCUGACGGAGCGGGAGCGUCUGGUGAAGGAUGGCCGUCGGCAGCGGGGCCUGGAGGAAGAGCUGCGGAGGCUGCAAAGUGAGCAUGACAGAGCCCAGACCCUGCUGGCCGAGGUGUCCAGGGAACGUGGGGAGCUGCAGGGCGAGCGCGGGGAGCUGCGGGGCCGCCUGGCCAGGCUGGAGCUGGAGCGAGCACAGCUGGAGGCGCAGAGCCAGCGGCUGCGGGAGUCCAACCAACAGCUGGACCUGAGCGCCUGCCGGCUGACCACGCAGUGCGAGCUGCUGACCGAGCUGCGCAGCGCCCAAGAGGAGGAAAAUCGGCAGCUGCUGGCCGAGGUGCAGGCCCUGAGCCGGGAGAACCGUGCGCUCCUGGAACGCAGCCUGGAGAGCCGGGACCACUUGCACCGAGAGCAGCGCGAGUAUCUGGACCAGCUCAAUGCCCUGCGCCGCGAGAAGCAAAAGCUGGUGGAGAAAAUCAUGGACCAGUACCGCGUGCUGGAGCCUGGGCCCCUGCCCAGGAUCAAGAAGGGCAGCUGGCUGGCAGACAAGGUGAAGAGGCUGAUGCGGCCCAGGCGGGAGGGGGGCCCCCAUGGGGGACCGCGCCCGUGGGCCGAUGGGGCUGGAAGCACCGAGAGCCUGGGGGCCCCCUCAGAGGCGGAACUCUCCGUGGGCAGGGAGGCAGAUGGGACAGGGUCCCCCUCCCCGGCCCCCAUGCGCCGUGCCCAGAGCUCACUCUGCCUGCGGGAUGAGACUCUGGCAGGCGGGCAGCGGCGGAAGCUCAGCUCCAGGUUCCCGGUGGGGCGCAGCUCCGAGUCAUUCAGCGCAGGGGACACCCCAAGACAGAGAUUCCGACAGCGCAGACCGGGGCCCCUGGGGUCACCCAGUCCCCACAGCAAAGGAGCUGGCACGGGAUGGGCUUGCUCUGUGGAAACCCUGGCGGAGCACGAAGCCGAUGCCGACCGAGAGGGCCUCGAGGUGCAGGAACCGGAGAAGCGCCAUCUCGACUCAUCCCUCAGCCAGUGACACUUCAUGGUCUGGGGCCGUGACACUGCCAUCCUCUCGCCGCUGCAGCCUCCCUGGGGGGCCCCGGCAGCCCAGAAACUGGGGGAGCCAAGAGCCUUGGAGCGAAUCCAUGGACUGGGAUAACUGCUCGGGGCCUACUGCACAGCGGAGCUGGGCUCACUCAGCCAACAGCAGGCAGAGCGGCCCCCCACAGGCAGUGCCUUGUCGGGGCGCCGGUUAUUCGGUGCCCCCCUCCCACAGGAGGCCAUCUUUGAGGGACGUCCCAGAGCCCCCUCCCCGGUUCUGCCGGGGACCUCUGGGCUCCGGCACCUGGGCUCAUCAUUGACCUGUAUUGGCCGUGGGGGGCCUGAGAAUAAAAUUGGACAACACCUGA